AUGGCCACAUCGAUUUCGAGCGACCACAGGCAGCUUGAUUAUCAUGUGAUUUGUGCAAGAAUUUUUUCAUUGGUUAGAGCUGAUGCGUUGGUAUCGAUUAAGGUGUUGCAAGAGGCAACAGAGGCAACAUAUGGUUUCAAGCCAAGUUAUCGGAAGGUGUGGUUGGCAAAGCAGAAGGCAGUAGCACAGAUCUACGGUGAUUGGGAGGAGUCAUAUGCGGAUCUGCCCCGCUGGAUCCUUGGGGUCACGUUAACCAUGGACGGUUCCGUUGCUCUGCUGAAGACCUCCCCGGUUAGAGUGGGUGACCAGGUUGAUGAAGAAAGAGUCUACUUUCAUCGCAUGUUUUGGACAUUCCCUCCAUGUGUUGAGGCAUUCCGCCACUGUAAGCCACUCGUCAGCAUCGAUGGGACACACUUGUAUGGUAAGUAUGGAGGGACGUUGUUGUUGGCGAUUGCUCAGGAUGGGAAUUCGAAUAUUUUGCCUGUUGCGUUUGCACUAGUGGAGGGGGAAAAUGCUGAGUCUUGGUCAUAUUUUCUGUCCAAUCUUAGAAGACAUGUUACUCCACAGGAAGGUAUUCUCGUCAUCUCCGACAGACACAACGGCAUCAAGGCUGCGCUGGAGUCACCCGAUAGUGGUUGGCGACCUCCGCAUGCUUAUAGGGCAUUUUGCAUUCGGCAUGUUGCUGCAAAUUUUGCCCUUACCUUCAAGGGGCAGGAUGUCAGAAGGUGGCUGGUUAACGCCGCUUAUGCUAAGACGGAAGCAGAAUUUGACUAUUGGUUUGAUAUAAUGAGGUCAGAGAACCCAGCCAUGUGUGAUUGGGCAAACAGGAUGGAUUAUGAGAUGUGGACACAGCACAAGGAUGGGGGCAGACGAUAUGGUCACAUGACGACCAACAUUUCUGAGUGUGUGAACUCUGUUUUGAAGGGCACAAGAAAUCUACCAGUCACGUCCUUGGUUAAGUCCACCUAUCUUCGCCUUGCUGAGUUGUUUGUUGUCCGGGGGCAGACGACAGAGGCACAGUUAGGAUCCGGUCAAAGCAGGGGCGGAGCUAGGAUAAAAUUUAGGGAGGGGCCAAAGUUUAAUUUUUUAAUAUAG
Arachis stenosperma is the source of this 1095-nucleotide messenger RNA. RefSeq lists its product as uncharacterized. The transcript has a single exon. NCBI's taxonomy places the organism in Eukaryota, Viridiplantae, Streptophyta, Magnoliopsida, Fabales, Fabaceae. Bases 1 to 1095 code for a protein of 364 amino acids. The record is from RefSeq and is a predicted model, not a curated record.